AUGGCAAGGAAGAUGUUAAUAUUGGAUGAUCCAUUUUUACAAAAUUGUAUAGAGGUUGAAUGUGGUUCAGUAGGGGGACAUUGGGCAGCAGGGGAGAACGUUUUCGUUGCGGAGGAAGUCGAAGGUAUUCCAGCAGAGGGAGUCGCUGAUGUCGAAAAUUUAGAGGAGGAAGUCGUUAUUGUCGGUGGUUCAGAGGAGCAAGACGGUGCUGGCGAAGACGAAGCUCAUGCUGCAGCAAUUGAAGAAUUGCUAAAGGAGGUGAAUGUUGGGGAAGAGUCCUAUAAAACUCCUACUAAAGGAAAGAGUAAUGUGGACAUUAGUGUGGAGGUUGAAGAGUUUGCGAAUGUGGAGGUUUCACUUCCCCCUCCCACUGUGGGAAUGGUGUUUGACAGUUGGCAAAAAAUUGACGAGUAUUUCAGGAAUUAUGGUAAGCAGGAAGGUUUUGGAGUAGUCCGGUCGUGUGGAGCAACAAUAGGGAAAGGAGCGAAUGCAAAGGAUAAGAGGAACGUGACAUGGACUUGUGAAUGCUACGGUUUGCCAGGAAGGAAGAGGAAGAAAACCGGGUCUACAUUUGUGAAUGAUUCUCAAAUUUGUGAAGAAGUGUUGAUAAAAAGGAAGAGCAAAAAAGUGGAUUAUGUUGUACAAUUGAAUGCCACCGUGAAUAAGGACGGUGACUGGUUAAUUAAGAGGGUGCAUCUUGAACAUGCCGGUCACAACCCUACUCUAAGCAAGUCCAAAAACAUUACAAAGUUUAGGAAAAAGUUCCUCAAUGAUAAUCCCCACUUGGUGCAACAAUUGUUGAAUGAUCGGAGAGCUGGAGUUCCAGAAGCUCAGAUUUUUAACUGUAUGGCUCGACAAAGAAAUGGUAGGGACAACAUGCAAUUCACACAGCAAGAUCUUCACGAAGAAGUGGCGAAAAAAAGAAAGGAGCAAUUUGAGGAGGGCGAUACAAAGGCCAUGUUUGCUUACUUUAAGCGAAUGGUAGAUGAUAAUUCUAAUUUUUUCCACACGUAUCGUGUUGAUGAGUUGGGGCGUCUACAAGAUGUGCUUUGGGUAGAUGCAAGGAUUCAGGUUGCCUACGAGGAAUUUGGCGACGUAGUGGUUUUUGAUUCUACAUACCUUACGAACGAAUACAAGUUACCAUUUUGUAACUUUGUUGGGGUCAAUCACCACGGGCAAACAAUUUUGUUUGGAUGUGCACUGGUAUCCCGUGAGACUUCAGAAACUUUUGAGUGGGUUUUCUCAAACUGGCUGCGGUGUAUGGGGGAGAAAAAACCCAUUGGUAUUCUCACUGAUCAAGACCCGGCAAUGAGGAAAGCGUUGAAGGUGACCAUGAAGGAAAGCACUCAUCGAUGGUGCAUUUGGCACAUUACUAAAAAAUUUGGCAAGAAAUUGGGCAAGCUCCCUAAUUAUCCAGCUAUGCAUGAGGACCUCGAGAAUGCAAUUUAUGACAGUCUAGAUUCUGAAGAGUUUGAGAGUAAUUGGCAAGCAGUGAUCAAGAAACAUGAAUUAGAAGCUGAUGAAUGGCUAACAGGUUUGAUCCUGAGGAAGUUUUCUGUAAAUGCCUUUUUAUGGAGACCUUGUAAUGGCUUGUGUGUGUUGUUGUUUGCUGUGUUAUUGUCUUUGUUUUCUGUUCUGCCUGUACUUUUUUGUUUGUGGUUUGUGGUGUCUGUGUUCUGUUCUGUUGUGUUUGUGGGGUGUGUCCAAUGUGGAGGACCUUCUGGUUUGAACAAGGCCCUACAUACAUUCGUGUUGAGAGUAUUCAUAGGUUUUUUUGAUGGAUACCUGAGCAAGAACACAUUGUUGUCUGAGUUUGUUGAGCGGUAUGUCGAUGCCUUGGAGGUUAGAUCUACUAGUGAGAAAAGGGCUGAUGACAAUAAUGAGAGGUAUGUUCGACAAGCAUAUAGUGACUUUCCAGCUGAAUUGGUCUUCUAG
Chenopodium quinoa (quinoa) is the source of this 1935-nucleotide messenger RNA. RefSeq names its product protein FAR1-RELATED SEQUENCE 5-like. Bases 1 to 1935 code for a protein of 644 amino acids. The record is from RefSeq and is a predicted model, not a curated record. The transcript is spliced from 4 exons. NCBI's taxonomy places the organism in Eukaryota, Viridiplantae, Streptophyta, Magnoliopsida, Caryophyllales, Amaranthaceae. Gene Ontology annotation, biological process: regulation of DNA-templated transcription.